AUGGGCAAGGCCGCAAGGGCAGGUGUACGUGGCCUCCUGGAGGAGAUCGUCGUUUGGGAGAUCCUCGUUCGCCUGCCCCCCAAAGCCCUCCUUCGUUGCCGGGCUGUCUGCCGCGCCUGGCGCAGCGUCACCUCCACCCGAAAAUUUCUCCUCGCACACCACGACCACCAGCCCGCAUUCCCCCUCCUCGAUAACGGCAGUUAUCUAGACCUCGACAACGACUCCAUAGACAUCUGUUGCUUCGACCAUCGGCCAGGGCUGGCCGCCCCUGACCGGCUCCAGUCCGUCGCCUUGUUGAAUCUCGGUGACGAUAACGCCUACUCUCGCCUGGUUGCCUCCUGUGAUGGCCUCCUCAUCUUCUUCAUCGACGACUACCGCUUGUUCAUCUGCAAUCCGGCAACUCGUGAGCAUGCUCCCCUCCUGCCGCCUCCGAAUCAUCACUGGACGCUCCUGGCAAUGUACCCUCACACCCCGACCGGCGAGUACAGGUUACUGCUCUACCCGUAUGGGCGUAACCCAGGCAAUGAGCCAGCUCAUGCGUGCCAAGUCUUGUCGUUGGGCUCCGGCCAGCCGCCGAGGAACGUCGGGUGGCCAGAUGCGAUUUCAACUGGGAUUAUGAUGGAAUUAGACCCUCCUGUGCUAUUCCGCGGUAACCUGCAUUGGUUCCCGUCCCGUGAUGACAGCGAAAGCAAGAUGAUAAUGGUGUUCGACACCAUAUCUGAGUUGUUCCGGCAGAUGCGUGCUCCUGUUGUUACUGAUUGCGCUGACCUGUUUGAGAUAGACGGUAAGCUUGGCAUGGCCAUCUUAGAUCUUGAGACAACCAUUGAUAUUUGGAUGUUGCAAGACUACGAAAAGGAGGUCUGGAUCUUCAAUUGCCGGAUUGAAUUACCGGUUGCGGAGAUCAGGGUCCAAUGCGACAAUUAUGACGAUCAUUUGAAUUUGCAUGUGAUGGUGGUGCCUGGGGAUGGUGAGCUGCUCGUGCUCGUCAAAUUUACCGAGUGGCUACUUUGGGUUGGUAUGGAUGGCAAGUUGGUCUCCAGAUUACCCAGCAAAGAAGUCGAUGCUACUUAUCUUCAGCUCAAGCAAACUCUUGUUCCGCAUACCUUCUUUCCAACACUAGAGGGUUAUGUUGUGAAUGCUCCGCCAUUCACCUGA
This is a messenger RNA of Triticum turgidum subsp. durum (durum wheat), 1155 nucleotides long. The record is from the annotation of a GenBank genome assembly. NCBI's taxonomy places the organism in Eukaryota, Viridiplantae, Streptophyta, Magnoliopsida, Poales, Poaceae.